Messenger RNA from Lottia gigantea (owl limpet), 1688 nucleotides. RefSeq lists its product as hypothetical. Gene Ontology annotation, molecular function: monocarboxylic acid transmembrane transporter activity. Gene Ontology annotation, biological process: transmembrane transport. The record is from RefSeq and is a predicted model, not a curated record. Bases 1 to 1392 code for a protein of 463 amino acids. The transcript is spliced from 5 exons. Lineage: Eukaryota; Metazoa; Mollusca; Gastropoda; Lottiidae.
AUGGUGAAGUCAUACAAGUUAAACGGAACUGGUGCGAAGACCAAAGUUUCAACUAUAGAAUGUAAAGAUGAUAGAACUGAAUCGAAAGUCGAAAGAGAAGAAAAGGGACCAGAUGAAGAACGGAAGGAAACAGGCAUGGCGUUGAAUCUGGUUGAAAAGAUAGUGUUAUUUCUCACUGCAUCCUGUAGUUAUUUUAUAGUGAUCGGAGUAGCUUUCUCCAUGACAACAUUCCUGCCAUAUUGGUUGGACGAAUUUAAAUCAUCGCGAGCCCAGACGGCCAUGAUUCAGUCAGUUCUGGUCGGCAUUCACGAGGGAUUAAAUACGCUGACUGGAAUAAUAAUAGUAAAAGUUGGGGCCAGGAUCACUAUACUAAGUGGUGCUUUAUUAUCUACUAUUGGCUUUAUUGGGGCAUACUUCGCUCCCAGCACUCCUGUUUUACUGGUGACACUAGGCAUUAUUGGAGGGACUGGAUGUAGUUGUAUUUAUUUAGUCUCGCUUGUCACGGUUUCAUCAUCAUUCGGUAAAUCAUCAUCGCUGGCCAUUUGUCUGUUCUUCUCUUUCGCUAGUGUUGGUGUGAGCGUAUUUCCUUACCUGAACGAGUUCCUCAUCUCGAAAUACUCCUGGCGUGGGACGAUGCUAAUUUAUGGCGGGAUUUUCUUUCAGACGUUCGCCUUUGGAUAUCUGAUGACGUCACUGAGUCGACGCGGGACAAAACCAGCAUGUAAAGACCCAGACGCAAAACAUUGGAGCACCGUUCAAAAGUUGAAACACAUCUUCCAGUUAGGUUUCAUUCUGACCGCCAUUUCGACGUGCAUUGCGUUAUUUGCUGGGAAUGGUUUUCUUGUGAUUUUGUCAGAUGUUGUGAAAGAUAUUACUGACGACAAUGGAGCGUUAUUCUUGUUAGAAAUUAGUUUAACAGUGUCGGUGUCCACAGCAUGUUUUGGAUUUUUGAAUAAGAUUCCGUUUUUUAAAAGUUAUGUGUUAUUUUCCACUGCCGUGCUGGUCUUGGGAACUGGUUUAAUUUUAUUGUCAUUAUUUAAAGUAUAUUAUCAAACGGUGAUAUUGGUGGUGUUUUUCGCAAUUGGUCUUGGAGGGACGGUCGUCAUGAACAAUGUUGCAGUUUUAGAUCUUGUCGACCCUGAAACUUUCCCCAUUGCUGUUGGAAUCAUUAAUACAGCUAAGGGAAUAUGCACUGGUAUCGCUGGUAUAAUAUACGGCUUACUGUAUGAUAUCACGCUGUCCUAUAGUUUACCUCUUAGACUAAUCGGCUCUAUAGCUUGUGUUGCCUCUUCUUUACCAAUCCUUGGACGUGUUAUCACCACAAAAUGUUUAAAAUCGGACAAAAAAUCGGAUCCAGAAAUACGGACAACAACUGAGAAAAUUUUAGAAUAGAUAAAAGUUCAGGCUCAAAGCAAAGAAAAAGCCAAAAAGAAAGAUUCGCUGAUUUUACAAGUAUAACAAUUUAGGUUUACUAUUAUACUUCUAACAUCUGUUUUGUUUUACUAGAACAUCUCUGGUCUCAAGGAUCCUGUCUACUAUUAUAGCUCGACCUUGGUCACACUUCUUGGCAAUAACUUUAUUAGAUACUAUCCUUUCUACCAGCUAAUCCGAGUUAAGAGUGUCUGGAGUAUGCGUGAAUUAAGUUUGAAUGAGUUGAAUAAAAUGUUUGUGUGAAAUAUGUGCUAAAA